AUGGUACACGUACUGAUUUUUCUAAGAUUCGUCAGAAGUCACCUGAAUGUAAUUCCAGGCAGCAAACAAAACGAUGAAACUUUUCGCGAUGCCAUUUAUGAGGAGACAGCGCCGAAUGCAACGGUCUGGCAGACAUAUAUGCGCGAAAGCACCCAGACUGAUAUUCGCAUGAUGGGAGAAUGCAGAGAGAAUCUGGAUGUGCUUCUCGUUUUCGCUGGUCUUUUUUCCGCGGUCGUAACAACCUUUAUGGUACAAACUUACCAGAACUUGCAACCGGACUACACCCAGGCGUCAGCGAAACUACUGUUCGAGUUGGUCUCCAUACAACGCGCACUUGCAAAUGGGACUUCCCUUGAUAUGAUUCCGAUGUCGGCUUCCAAUCCUUCCGCCAAAUUUAUUCCUUCAAGUGGCAGUGUCUGGGUCAACGGACUGUGGCUCACCAGCCUUGUCCUCAGCCUUACUACUGCACUUAUAGCCGUACUCGUCAAACAAUGGCUUCACCACUAUACAGCCUUGCCUUCGGGAACCCCGCGCGAUCGCAAUCACAUUCGCCAAUUCCGCUACGCAGGAUUUCAAAAGUGGCAAGUCUUCGUUAUCGUCGGGCUCCUUCCGGUUAUUAUGCAUGUAGCCCUCGCCAUUUUCUUCCUAGGAUUAGUAGUUUUUUUAAUUCCCCUC
Desarmillaria tabescens is the source of this 675-nucleotide messenger RNA. RefSeq lists its product as uncharacterized. The record is from RefSeq and is a predicted model, not a curated record. NCBI's taxonomy places the organism in Eukaryota, Fungi, Basidiomycota, Agaricomycetes, Agaricales, Physalacriaceae. The annotation marks the transcript as partial. The transcript is spliced from 2 exons.